UUCUACGGAACAGGCAUACCAAGAAGACAGCCCAGUUUGAGGACCCUGUUAGUCCCGCCCCUGAGCCUUAAAUAUCUAAGAUGGCGGCGGCCUGUUUGUCCCGGUGACCAGAUACCGUAGAUGAUAGGAUGCUGAAGAAUACCGGUUACUUCCGGGGGCUCGAAUGCCCAUUUAGGGAAUGUUGCCGGCGCCCGUACUGUCACUUUAGGCACCGGGGGAGGGCGGCCGGGAACGUAGUUACUGAAGAGGCCCGAGUCGGGGCGGAAUAUGACCCAUACAGUCCAGAGCUUCCAACUGUGCCAGACAAUGCUGAUGAUGAUGUACUGGGAGCUAUUUCUGAACCAAGAUUGGAUAUUUUGGAGCUGGAAAGAGUCAACAAAGCUAUCGAGGCAGUUAAGAGUGAGGUGGAGAGAGAGCAAAGAAAAUAUAAGGAGUUGCUUGAGACAAAAAAGGAGUACAAUGCUUCCCCAAGCAGGCCUUCACAGACUGAUGCUUAUUCUCCACUGGAAUAUAACCCAGGAAGCUGCAAAAAUGGCACAACAGACUACAAUCCCACACCACUAUCAAAAUCAGACAAAACAUUUUGUAAAUAUACCCUGAAUGAUUCUGACGAAGGGAACAGCAAGGGUAGGUUUAUGGAGUAUGUUCCAACUGCUGUUGCACCAGUCUCUAAAUACAAAGCAAAUAAGUAUGUAAUUGAUAAUUCUAAACCACCUACAGAUCUAGAAUAUGACCCCAUGUCCAACUACUCAGCUAGACUUUUAAGCAAAGAGAGAGAGAGAAAAGGGACCAAAAGAUGCAGACUAGAAAAUAAUGAAGAAACGUACUCCCCAUCAGCAAAGAAGGUUUGCAGCAGUGCCUCUGAGAUUGUGGUUGAAGCUCAAUUUUCUGAUUCUGAAGAGGAGAUUGAAUCACAGUCUGCUACAAUUAAAGACAAAAAAAUUCCAUCCAAAAUGAAAAAGGAAGUCUUGCCCACACAUAAAGCCACCAAGACUGGAGGAAAGGACAAGAGUUCUGGAGAGAUAAAGGAGAUGGCUGUACAGUACAAUAUGGAAGAUAUUGGUCAGUUGGUUACUAACCAAAUUAAAGCACCCUUUGUUAGCAAGAGUGGCUCAACAAAGGAGAAGAAGGGUAAAGUACAUCAUUUUGUAAAGACAAAAACUGAUACAAAUACCGGUAUUAACAAAGCUGAUAAAGAGUCUGUUCCAAAAAAACAAAAACCAGAGUCCCACAAACCAGAUAAGGGUAAAUCCAAGAAUCAUAAAACGGACAAGAGAAGUUCAGUUAAACCCUGUUCAGACUCAAGUAAAAAGGAGAAGCUCGUAAAAAAGUUAAGCAAAGAGAAACCGGUUAAGUUUGAAAAAGACACAAAGGGCGGGGUGAAAAAUGGAAAAUAUAAAACAAAGGAUCUGAAGCGUGAAAUAUCAGAAAAGGCAAAGACAUCUACAGGUAUUAUAAAGGCUAAGUCAAAGCAACGCUCUCUCAGUCAUGUGGAUUUAUUUGGGGAUGAAAGUAGUGAUGAGGAUAUAAAAAAGAAAAAAGUUGGCUCACGUGAUGCUAGACCAGGGUCCAAUAAAGGAGAGUAUAUUGACACUGAGGAACAUUGCAGUAUGCAGAAUAGCAAGGCUCUUCAAAGACCGUCAACGUCAUCUGUGGAUGAGAUUGAUUAUUCACUGCUAGAAAAAGAGGUGGAUUCUGACUCUGAUCCAAUGGAGGAGUGCCUGCGGGUAUUUUAUGAGUCUCAAGAUGUAAAAACUGAGGACAAGGGCAGAAUGGCAAACCAGCCUCAAGUACAAAGCAAGAUAUCAGAAGACAAUUUGACCACUUUAUUUCCUGGGCAGAAGAAGAGGAUUUCUCAUGUUACCAACCCAGCUAAUGAAGAUGUUCCCAGCAAGCCUGUAAUCCUACCAUGCCGCCGCCCAACACCUCAAGAAAUGUGUUAUCUACGAAUCCAGCAGGCACAGGAGCAGGCUGUGCAGCUCCUUGCACAGCAGGAAGUAAUAAAGCUGACAAGCACUGUUCAUAAAACUUCACUGUCUCAGCCAGGGGCAAAGAAGAGAAUCGCACAUGUGCCUGGUCUUCCAUCACCCAGUAGUCAGGCACUCUCCCCAGAGAUAAAUAAAUCUGCUUCGGUUGGUAUGGUUCCAUCACCAAGUAGUUUAUCCUCUGCAAUUAAGACUCGAACUCUGUCUGGCAUGGCAUCCAAAACCACCACCGCAGCAGUGCAAAAAAGACAGGCACAUGCACCAUCCUUACAGAGUUCCACACUGAAGAGACCAGUAAUUCCCACUGAAUUUGGUGCUAAAGUUCCAACUACUGUACGACAACGAUACCUCAACCUCUUUAUUGAUGAGUGCCUAAAGUUAUGUGCUUCACAACAAGAGGCAUUUGACAAGGCUCUCACUGAGGAGAAAGGUGUCUAUAGUCGUAGCACCAGUCGUAAUAUUUACUUGAAUGUGGCAGUUAACACUUUGAAGAAACUGAGAAAUGAAGGACCAAGUAAUAACACCUCUUCAUCUAAAAGCACGAACAAGAAAGCUGUAUCUCAUGAAGCUGUCCUGGGAGGGAAGCUAGCGGCAAAAAACAGUUUCUCUGUUCUGAGUAACAGUGGUCAUAAGGAUGAGAAACUUUCAGAUGCCGCUUUGUAUACAAAACUAAAAGAUUAUAUGCUAACUGAAGAGGAUCAGCAAGAGCAUGGAUACCCGAUGGCUCAUCCUGAUAAAGCUGGAAAAGCCUUGCUUUUUAAUGCAGAGGAAAAGAGGAACUCUGAUUCUUCCUGCAGAGUGUGCUGUCGCUGUGGAGCAGAAUAUUCAGUAUCCACCAGUGGAAACUGUGUACGCAGAGAGGAAUGCAUCUAUCAUUGGGGUCGUCUGCGCAGGCAGAGAGUGCAUGGUGCUUUGGAAACUCAUUACAAUUGCUGCUCUGGAGCUGUUGGAUCAACUGGUUGUCAAACGGCAAAACAACAUGUGCAUGAUGGCCGUAAGGAGAACCUAGAUGGAUUUGUGAAAACAUUUGAGAAACCACAACCUGUUGAUGGGAAUCCUGGGAUUUUUGCCUUGGAUUGUGAAAUGUGCUACACCACGCAAGGCCUGGAGCUGACCCGUGUCACAGUCAUUAACUCAGAACUUAAAGUUGUAUAUGACACUUUUGUUAAACCUGACAACAAGAUUGUGGAUUAUAACACAAGAUUUUCAGGCGUGACAGAGGAGGAUUUGCAGAAUACUACUAUGACGCUUCGGGAUGUACAGGCUGUCCUCCUCUGCAUGUUUAGCUCUAAAACGAUCUUGAUUGGUCACAGCUUGGAAAGUGACCUAUUUGCACUAAAGAUGAUACAUCCCACUGUGGUAGAUACAGCCAUAGUCUUCCCUCAUCGUUUGGGAUUGCCAUACAAGCGGGCUUUGAGAUCUUUAAUGGCAGAUCACUUGAAACGUAUUAUUCAGGACAGUGUGGGGGGUCAUGACUCCAGUGAAGAUGCGUGUUCCUGCAUGGAGCUCAUGAUCUGGAAGGUAAAGGAAGAUGCUAAAGUGAAACGAUGAUUUUUGCACAACAACCUUUAUUUCAUGACUGACUGAGCCCUCGAAUGGAGGAACUAAACACCCGCACAAAGGACCAAAUUCAGAAUAUGGAAUGGCCCUAAAAUUUGUUGGAGCAGUUGCACUUGCAGAGGCCGCUUGUCAACACAGUAAUGAAAAAAUUAUUGUUUAAAUGGGAAACUAGAAACAUUGGACUUGGAUCUCUCAGACAUCUAAUUUCCAACAUAAUCAUAUUUUAGUUAGGAAACUAACUGAAUGCAUUAAUUAAAGUACUGAAAAAUUAGUCCUUAAGGGCUAUGGCACAGGGCCUCUCUUCCACCUAUUGUGAAAUGCAUAGUAUUGAUGCAAAUGGUGCAGUUUCUGCCCAGGAACAGAUGAUCCUUAAUGAUUUCCAUUCAAAUCAAUAAAAGUAAUCCUCUUCAGGUUGUGGACAUUUUGGCAGCCAUAGCCCUAAAGUGUUCAAAAAAAUUCAGCAAUUGUUUACUUAUUUAUUAUCUUUCAGCCUGAAAAGUGGGGAAAUAAUCCACCUCCCCUUUUUCCUUUCCUUCUUUUUUUGUUAAAAGCAGUUUUUACGUUCAGUGUUCUCAAAAGCAAUAUGUAUAUAAAUACUCACGGUAUUAUGCAGGCUGCAAAAACCUGAAAAAUCAUUUUAAUUAUGCAAAAUAGAGGAAGCUGGUGAAAGAUAUGAAAGCAUACCAGGUUGAGCUGAAGCACCGUUGUCUGUUUAUUUUAGGUUGUAUUUAAUUUAUAAACACUGUUUUUGUACUGUGAGGUCAGCACAUUUAUACCAUAUCUAAUGUGUUGCUGUUAAGAUCAGCUUUAAUUAAAAUUUACAUGAUAAUUAA
Xenopus tropicalis (tropical clawed frog) is the source of this 4378-nucleotide messenger RNA. RefSeq names its product REX1, RNA exonuclease 1 homolog (gene rexo1). The coding region runs from base 129 to 3536 and encodes 1135 amino acids. The transcript is spliced from 16 exons. Gene Ontology annotation, cellular component: nucleus. NCBI's taxonomy places the organism in Eukaryota, Metazoa, Chordata, Amphibia, Anura, Pipidae. The record is from RefSeq and is a predicted model, not a curated record. Gene Ontology annotation, molecular function: exonuclease activity; nucleic acid binding.